Molecule: messenger RNA, 2265 nt
Organism: Fusarium keratoplasticum
Lineage: Eukaryota; Fungi; Ascomycota; Sordariomycetes; Hypocreales; Nectriaceae
Exons: 2
Coding region: 1-2265 (754 amino acids)
Biological process (GO): triglyceride catabolic process
Cellular component (GO): cytosol
Molecular function (GO): triacylglycerol lipase activity; sterol ester esterase activity
Source: RefSeq, a predicted model, not a curated record
AUGAUAGAUCACGUCCUCGGGCGGCCCUCGGCCAAGUCCCGACGUCUCCAGGUCCUCGCCGUCCUCACCUUUUGGACUGCCUACCUCGUCAAGGGCCACAAGCAUGGUCCUCCCGGCGCCAAGAUGCUCUCCAGGGUCUUCUCUAAGCGACUCACGGCAUGGCAGACCGUCGUCAUUACCAUGCUCUACCUAUACGCCGCCCGUAACUUCAGCGCCCUCGUCGGCUUGGCUAGCCCGGAGCCCAUGGCCAACAUGUACGACGCCAACUACUUCCGCGCCACCUGGGUCCUCACUGCCCUGGACGCUGGUUUCUGGACGGCAAUGAAGAUCCGGUCCAAGUGGCUGCGCGACCUGGCGAGCAUAGUCUUCUCCCUCUUUUACCUUGUGGCAGCCGAAAAGGCCGACGAAAAGGUCCGCAAGGUCAGGGGCAUGAUUACCGUCGAACACCUCCGCGUCUCUUGGAACAAGGGCACGUCCCCAUAUCUGAGCUUCUUCCAGGGGCUCAUGCGUCCCCGCUUCAUGCGUUGGCCACCGAGGCAGAUCCGAAUUCCGAGACCCGCCGAUAGUGACUACAAGGAGCCUGUGCUGGCAUGGUUGUACUAUGAUGGACCUCUGGCAGAGCUGGAGCGUCAUGACAGGUUGAUCCUGGAUAUUCCCGGUGGUGGUUUCGUUGCCAUGGACCCUCGAUGCAACGACGACAAGUUGUUCUCCUGGGCAGCAAAGUCGGGAUUGCCUGUCCUCAGUCUUGAUUACAAGAAGGCCCCCGAGUUUCCGUACCCCUAUGCCCUGAACGAAUGCUUCGACGUUUACACUACUAUCGUAAACACCAAGGGCAGAUGUGUAGGCCUACCCGGAACCGAAGUCCCCCGAGUCAUCAUUACAGGGGACAGCGCUGGAGGAAACCUCGCAGUCGCGGCAACGCUCAUGAUUCUUGAGACAAGACAUCCAGCGUUCCGUAGACCCUCGGGAAGAGCCGAGCUGCCAGCCCCAGAUGGGUUGGUUUGUUUCUAUCCUGCUCUGGAUAUGAAUAUCGGCAACUGGAUGACAGAUGAGCAAAUGUCGUUAAUUCGAGAUCGCAAGAUGAGAGGAACGAAUCGUACCAUCAUGCGUCGAAAGAGCAUGCAGUAUAAUGAUCUCGUGGGAACACCUCACCACUCUGAUGAUGAAGAGGAUGGUUCGCCACCACCACCUAAACUGAGUUUGCUGACAGCUCAAGAAGCUCUGAUCGCAAACUCUCAAGGGCCUCGGAGUCCUCACCCCGAGUUCUCUCACGUUGGGCCGCGGUCUUUGAGCUUGCCGAAGGAGACUCCGGAGCCGAACGGAAAGCGCUCAUCUCAUCAAGUUGAGCCUAUGAAGACGAGACUUGCUACAUCGUCAAUGAUCUCGUACUUUAACGAUAGGGUCCUCACCCCUGAGAUGAUGAGGGCCAUGAUCAUCUUGUACAUUGGGGCGCAUAACCGACCCGAUUUCUCACAGGAUUACCUCCUGAGCCCUGUGCUGGCACCUGAGGCCCUGUUGGUUGACUUCCCCAAGACGUACUUUAUGACUGGCGAGCGAGAUCCGCUGGUUGACGACACCGUCAUCUUUGCGGGGAGACUGCGGCGAGCCAAGGAGGCGGCGUUUGCCCAGGAUCAAUCUGCAGCAAGAGGCCGUGGGGACUACAGGGAGGCGGAGUUCAAUGAUCGGGAUGCAGCCGAGGUGAUGCUGAUCCCUGGAACGUCGCAUGGCUUUAUGCAGUUCCCGACUGUAUAUCCGCCGGCCUGGAGACACUUUGAGAGGUGUAUCGACUGGUUUGAUCAGCUCUUUGAGCACGCCGAGGCUAUGAGACUGCAAAAGGUGAGGCGGUCUCAGCGAGACAGGGCAAGAUCCAAUGGCUUCGGACUCAAUGGAGAUGAGGGGCGGCAUCUGCGGACAGAGUCGAGUGGAGAGGAAGACAAACCUCUCGAGAUUAGCAUGACAAAGAUGAACCAGAGGAGGGGCUCAACGCAGACGCCGCCUCAAGCGAAGCAGCAAUACUCGACGCCGGCGCAGGGUGAUGAUAGCGAGAGUGGAAACACGACACCACGGGCAUUGCCGAAUGGACAGGCGAAUGGGGAAAAGAACGGGAAGAACGGGAUUCGUCGGAAGAGGGAGAAGAGUCUUAGCAAGAGCAAGAACAAGAACAAGAGUCUCGUCAAGCUCAACAGCUCCGACGAUCUACUAGGGCGACGGAUGCAGGGACUGGCGAGCGGGCUGACAGGGAUGGGGAUGGGAGACGACGACUGA